AUGCAGCUGGCCCAAGCACAAGCCGACAGCGGCCACUACAACCAAGGCCAAGUCGUGCUGGAUGUGGUCAUGCAAGCCCUCCUCCACGGCUUGGCAGAGUGUAAGGUGACUAUGUCGGGUGCGUCAGCGUACCAUGCCACGGGGCACGCCUUGCUCAAGCAGAAGACUCAGUCCCAUUACACCCAACCAGCCACCCACAUCGACGAAGCCGACGCGUCCAGCCAGAACAACAGCGCCAAGCGCAAUAUGCUCAAACUCGCGCUUUGA
Aphanomyces astaci is the source of this 267-nucleotide messenger RNA. RefSeq lists its product as hypothetical. The record is from RefSeq and is a predicted model, not a curated record. The coding region runs from base 1 to 267 and encodes 88 amino acids. The transcript has 2 exons. NCBI's taxonomy places the organism in Eukaryota, Oomycota, Saprolegniomycetes, Saprolegniales, Verrucalvaceae.